UCCAGCUGCUUGUAGAAUUUAACCAGUCAAAACACUACACAGCAUGUAAGAUGUGACAACAUACUGGUAGAAUAGCUGGAGGCAUGCUAGCAAAUUCCAAUACGAGUGAGGAGAUAAUCUAACAGACUGCCGCAUCACAAUAGUGAGUAAAGGUCACAGGACACAGAAGAUGCAAUGUGGAUGUAUUAGGUAGCAUUUCCAGGUUUUAGGAGCUGGAGGGGAGGCAACAGCUAGACCCACCAGAGCAGAAUCUGAAGGUCUGAGAAAGGAUUCUGGCUCGGCCACCAACAGCUCAGCCACAAGGUUUGGCUCAGCCAACAAAAGCCCACGUGGGAGCCAAGUAGCAGGCUGUGAGUGUGCCUGUGCAAGACCAUGCUGACCCACCCACAAGAGGUGCGAGACGUUGGGCACAGGUGCUGGCUGCCAAGUUGGUUGACUGAACUUUGCAGAUGUAGAGGGGCAAUAUCGUUGUGGGCCACUAUCAGAAGGUGCAAUGACCAGCCAGUAAGGGGAUCACAUCUCCACAGUCCUCAGCAUGUCACAUACUUUUCUCUGCCUCCCAUCUAAAGUAUUCAAAGCAGAAGGGUCAUUUCUAAACUUAGAGGUGAGUGAACCGGUAACCAGGUGAGAUUAAUUAGAUGAAUGCAGAAUAGCUGGAGAAAAAUCUGAGGAACUGAGCGAUGGUGACUAGUAAACACAGAAGAAACAUGGAAGGGGCUGAAGAAAAACACAAACGGAUCUACAAACCAUGGGGAAAAAAGACUGAUGCUGAAAGAAUCUGGACAAAAAUGCACAGGCAACAGAUUGCUAGAAAUAACAAAGAAAAUCAACACAAAUGAAUCAAGUUAGAAAAAAAACCUAAACGACAAAACUAAACAACACACAGAUAAAACCAAAAACAGAAACAGCUGUGCAUCAGGACAAUAUUACAUGAACUUUUAAACAACACAUCUUUUCAGGAUAUAAACAGCCUGGAAAGAGUAAAACUAAUAAUCACUAAUUUUUGGAUCUCCCUUAUUUACAAUGUGUCUAAAAACAGCAUUUACAGUGUCCCUGAACAGGUGUUGCCGUCCACAGCUCUGAUACAGUUAUUUUCACUCCCAACUAGAAUACCUUGGUCUGGUGAAGAUCAUUCUUCUGUCCCACGCUUUCAGUUCCUGUUCUUGUAACAACAGUGCCUAAAACCUUCUUAGUGCAACAGUCACAGCCAUGAAAGGCACAAAAGAUAAUGUGUGGUAAUUUAUGGCGAAUUGUGAAGCAAGAUAUGAACCAGAUCUGAUGAAGCAUGACAUUGGCAUUUUUUUUCUGUAGUUUCCACAUUUUGUGGAUGAUAAGAUUAGAAGCUCUAUAAGUAGCCUGCGAGUCCACGAUGAGGGCUAAAGGUGCUGGCUGAGUCAGGAAACAAAUCCUUCUGCAUCAGUUUGUAAAUCUGUAUCAUCUCAUCACCUCCAUCAUGAAGCUGCUAGCUGUGUGUGUCCUUGUUUUCUCUGUGAUGGCUCAGACCAGAGCUGAUCCUGUCCCAGAUGAUGACUCUGCUGAUGAAGAACAAGUUGACUUGCUCCAGAGAUCUGAUCUUUGUCCUCCUGGCUGGACUCAGUUGAACAGUCGCUGCUUCAAAUAUGUUCCCAGACCCCUUUCUUGGGCUGCAGCUGAGAGAAACUGCCUGUCCAUGGGGGCAAACCUUGCAUCAGUUCAGGACAUGAAUGAGUACCAUCAGAUUCAGAACAUAAUACAAAUGGCAAGUUCUAUGUCCAAAGAAGCAUGGAUUGGAGGCAGUAAUGCGCAGGAGCUGAACAUCUGGUUGUGGACCGAUGGAAGCCGUUUCAGCUAUACACACUGGUGCCCAGGAGAGCCUAAUAGUUCUAAUCAGCGCUGUUUGCAGAUGAACUAUUCAGCUGAAAAGUGCUGGGAUGACCAGAUAUGCGCUAUUGAACUACCUUCUGUCUGCGCCAAGAAAGUCCAAUCAGUCUGAGGUUCACAGAGAGGCAGGAUGUUUAAUACAGAACUAGUGGGGGAUGGCUGUUAUGUGGUUCUGUUUACCUGCCUCUUUGCCGUCUCACAAAUAUCCUAAAAGCUCUUUCUGCUUCUUUACUUCAUAUAACUUAUCUCCUUAAUGUAGCCUAGGGAAUGAAGCCACAACGGCAGGUGGAUCGUCUCUUUAACUAGAGCAGACAGUGUUUUUAAAAGGAUCAUUUAAGGAAAACAUUCUUCUUUUCUUUGGCCUUACAGAAAUAAAUAUUUGAAGCAUAAAAACAA
Molecule: messenger RNA, 2256 nt
Organism: Girardinichthys multiradiatus
Lineage: Eukaryota; Metazoa; Chordata; Actinopteri; Cyprinodontiformes; Goodeidae
Product: ladderlectin-like
Exons: 7
Coding region: 1454-1972 (172 amino acids)
Molecular function (GO): signaling receptor activity
Source: RefSeq, a predicted model, not a curated record